AUGCUUGACUUUGGUGAAAAUGGUCUCACUGGGACGGUGCCUCAAAAUCUAGCAAGUUUUCAUGACUUGGUUCAUCUUAAUUUCUAUGACAAUAGUCUUGGAAAUAGGAAAGUUGGUGACCUGAAUUUUCUCGAUUUUUUGGCUAAUUGUACAAGUUUGAAGGUCUUGGCUCUUGAUUUUAAUCAAUUUGAUGGAGUACUGCCCAACUCUAUAGCCAACCUUUCCUCCCGGUUGAGGUGGCUUGGUCUGGGUGGAAAUAUAAUACGUGGAGGCAUUCCCAAUGGGAAUGGCAACCUUGUUAACUUGACCGAUCUGGAAUUACAUGGUAACUAUUUAAGUGGUCCUCUCCCCAAUGCACUUGGGAAGCUUCAGCAGUUAUGGGUACUAUAUUUGAACAAUAACAAAUUUUCAGGGUCGAUUCCUUCCUCUUUAGGUAACUUAACUAAAUUGAUAAAGCUCUUCAUGGAUGAGAACAAAUUUGAGGGAAGUAUACCCCUAAGCCUAGGCAACUGCCAAGAUUUGCUUGAACUAAACCUUUCUUCUAACAAUCUCAAUGGUACUAUACCAAAACAAGCUAUUGGUCUUUCCUCUCUUUCGAUUUAUUUGGUCAUGUCUCAUAAUUCUUUAACAGGUACACUACCAUUUGAAGUGGGUUACUUAAAAAAUCUUUGGAAGUUAGAUCUCUCAGAGAAUAGAUUAUCUGGUGAAAUUCCUGCUUCCCUUGGUAGUUGUACUAGUUUGGUGAGUUUGCAUUUGGAGGGCAAUUCAUUUGAAGGAGCAAUUCCUCCAUCCUUGAAGACACUAAGAGGUUUAGACGAAAUUGAUCUUUCGCGCAAUAACUUGUCAAGGCAAAUUCCUGAAUUUUUUAGCAAGUUUUUGUCACUUAAGCAUCUCAAUCUUUCUCAUAAUGAUCUCUUUGGGAAAGUGCCAAGUGAAGGGAUUUUUUUGAAUGGACUUGUUCUAUUAUGUUUUUUCAUCACAUGUUGUAAUGUUAAAAAAUGGAGAAAGAGACCUUUGGCUGCAUCUUCCUUAAAGAAUAGGCGAUUGGCCUGUAUAUCUUAUGCAGAACUCUCAGGAUCAACCAAUGGUUUCUCUGUGGACAAUUUGAUCGGUUCUGGUAGUUUUGGUUCUGUAUACAAAGGAGUUCUCUCUAGCAAUGGAGCAGUUAUUGCAGUUAAAGUGUUAAACCUUCAACAACGAGGAGGUUCCAAGAGUUUCGUCAAUGAAUGCAAUUUUUUGAGAAGUUUACGCCAUCGUAAUCUCCUUAUGGUUAUCACUGCUUGCUCAAGUGUUGAUCAUCAAAGGAACGACUUUAAGAGUCUAGUUUUUCAGUUCAUGUCUAAUGGAAGCCUAGACCAGUGGCUGCAUCCUAUAGAGGAUGAGCAACAUCAAUGCAAGAGAUUGAGCUUUAUUCAGAGACUGAACAUAGCCAUGGAUGUCGCUUAUGCAUUACAGUAUAUUCAUCUCCAUUUCCAAAAACCGAUUGUUCUCUGUGAUUUAAAGCCAAGCAAUGUCCUCCUCAAUGAAGAUAUGGUAGCCCAUGUUGGUGACUAUGGAUUAGCAAAGUUCGUCAUUGACGCAUCACAUAAUCCCUCCAAAAAUCAAAGUAUGUCAGACUUUUCAAUUGCAUUGAAGGGUUCCAUCGAGUACAUUCCUCCAGGUUUGUUUUCAACCAAUAACUCGAUUCAGGCGAAAGUAUGA
Molecule: messenger RNA, 1701 nt
Organism: Corylus avellana
Lineage: Eukaryota; Viridiplantae; Streptophyta; Magnoliopsida; Fagales; Betulaceae
Source: RefSeq, a predicted model, not a curated record